AUGGGAAGCCUCGGCAGCCUCGGGGAGCCGCAGGGCGGGAGGCGGCGGCCGCGGUUCCUUUGUCCUAUCUCCCACGAUAGCGGCGGCGCGGACCAGAUCCGGCCCACAGCAACCGCGGCAGCGCCCUCACCAACCUCUCUCCAUCCUCACCGGUGGCGGCACCCACCUCCGAGCCCCCAGCAGCAACGCCCUUUCAACCGAAGCGACGAGGGACACGAGGUGUGGCAAGAGAAAGGGGAAAUCGCAGUUAUCAUGGGGGAAUCCGACCGGGCGCGCCACAGAGGUUUUCUGAUGGAUGGCGAUAAGGCGAAGGAAUCAACUCCGGAUUGUGCGUCCAGUGCAGCAGAGCCAAACAAGAAGCAGGAGAAGAGGAAAAGAGCCUAUGCUGAAUUGGCUGUGGUGGUCAAGGAGUCUGCAUCUGCUGAAUGGCAGCGAGAAAUUGAUGCAUUGUAUGGAUAUUACAAGGAGGUUUCUGGUCAUCAGCUGAAUCCAAAGGAGCUUUCAUGCAACACAAAUGACUCGAUUAUAGCAUGCUUGCUGGAGGGCAGUCUUUCUUGUGCCAAGUUAACAGAUGAAAUCUACAAGAGGAUGAAGUUGCAAGAUGGUGUCACUGAGUCUUUCUGCUAUGGAUAUCGAUGGUCUGGAGGAUGA
This is a messenger RNA of Miscanthus lutarioriparius, 651 nucleotides long. Lineage: Eukaryota; Viridiplantae; Streptophyta; Magnoliopsida; Poales; Poaceae. The record is from the annotation of a GenBank genome assembly.